Lactuca virosa is the source of this 1122-nucleotide messenger RNA. The record is from the annotation of a GenBank genome assembly. NCBI's taxonomy places the organism in Eukaryota, Viridiplantae, Streptophyta, Magnoliopsida, Asterales, Asteraceae.
AUGAAACCUCGAAGAACUGUUAAACCAAUAAACUCCCGCAAAUCGAAUUUUGAAACCUUAAAACCCAAUGGACCAACAAAUCUGAUUUUGAAAGGUGGUUUUGAUUUUGGUAGUUACAGGUGGCGGCAGAAGGAGCUGUUUCCAACGAAGGUGUGGGUUGAAGGUCUCCGGAGUGGGUGUCGACGGAAAGGUUUAUGUGUUAACAGUCUCUUUGCCCCAAAUCUUGAACUCAAGUCUCUAGGUUUGACUUGUUUCUUGCUCAAACUUGGAAAUGGUGAGAGGAAAGUUGCUUUGAUUAUUUUCUCUCAAAAGGGAAAACUCUAUGAGUUUUCAAGCUCCAACAUGCAGAAGACAAUAGAAAAAUAUCGUGCAGAUGUUAAGAAAGAUGAAAUCUGCACACCUGAAAAUGAAGUACACGUACAGCAAUUGAAGCAAGAAGCUGCCGCCAUUCAACAACAAAUAGAGCAACUUGAAAUUUCCCAACGGAGGCUUUUGGGACAAGAUUUGGUAUCAUGUUCAGUAGAGGAACUAAGUCAUUUAGACAAUAAGUUGGAACAUACAUUGAGAACCAUUAGGGCAAGAAAGACUCAGUUAUUUAAAGAGCAAGUUGAAAAACUGAAAGCAAAGGAAAGAUACCUCUUGGAAGAAAAUGCAAGAUUGUGCCAAGAAAACACAAGUUUAUGCCAAAAGCGCAUUGCAACUCCAUCCCAACUGUACUCAACGAAGCAGAAGGAUCCAGUUACAAGCAACCAAAGUAGCCAGUUUUCGGAAGUGGAGACCGAACUAUUUGUCGGCCUGCGCGUAGACAAAGGAGGAAUAGGUGUUGUUGAAGGUGAUCAAGUUGAACUUGUGACUACUAAUGUUGGUGAAGAAAUGGUUGAAAAAUCAGUGAAUGAAGGUGUAGAGGAGGGACAUACAACUGCAAAUGAGGUUGUAGAGGAGGAGCAACCUAUUGCAAAUAAGGGUGUAGAGGAGGAGUGUACUGCUAUGAAUAAGAAACACCAAUCAAAUGAAGUCCCUUUUGAAAACAACUAUAGUGUAGAAGAGGAAUUGUUGGAAGAUUUUGACCCUUUCUAUGGGGUUAAAUUUAAUGAAAGUAUUCCAAAAAAUCAUCCAACAUAG